Nelumbo nucifera (sacred lotus) is the source of this 1449-nucleotide messenger RNA. The record is from RefSeq and is a predicted model, not a curated record. Lineage: Eukaryota; Viridiplantae; Streptophyta; Magnoliopsida; Proteales; Nelumbonaceae.
AUGACUCUCAGGGAUGAGUAUGAACCUAUUAGUGGUACUCUACUUCAUCGUAGCCCAUUGCCUUCCCUUGACGUUGUAAUCAAAGAUUUGCUCUCUGAAGAAACCCGACUAAAAACACUUCGAGAUGAGCGAUCCUUAUUAUCUACUGAUGUCGUUCUUGUUACUCCGGGUACGUUUGUUGCUUCUUCAAUUUCCUCUAAAUCUUCAAAACAGACUUUCUGCAAUUACUACAAAAAGACUGGUCAUACUAUCUCUGAGUGCCGCCGAUUGCAAGCCAAAAAGGCGUCUGGACAGAAGUCCUCGUACGUGGGUUCUCAGGCUUCGAGUUCUAUUGCAGCUACUGCCACAGAGGAUUCUUCUGAUAACACCUCUCCAAAAUUUUCUUUUCGAGAACUCCAAGCCCUUCUUCACCAGCUCCAACCUGCUUCUGGAACUAUUUCAACACCUCGUUUAUCACUUCCUAACACCUUUUUGGUACCUCAAUUAUCUCUAAAUCUUAUAUCUGUUGGACAAUUAUGCGAACUUGGUCUUGAAAUACAUUUCUCAAGUCGUGGUCGUACUGUGCAGGAUCCACAGACAGGGAAGAUCAUUGGGACAGGCCGUAAGGUUGGGAGACUGUUUGAGCUAUCAUCUCUCCAAUUACCAUCCCUUGUUGUUGCUAUCACUUCUAGUGUCUGGCAUGCUCGCCUUGGUCACAUUUCUACCUCUAGGUUAGGAUCUUUAAUUUAUAAUGGGUGUUUGGGUCCUGUUAAAACAACCCACUUUGAUUGUGUUUUCUGUCCUCUUUCAAAACAUCAUGCUUUGCCUUUUAAUACAAGUGAUUAUGUUUCUUCUGCACCUUUUGAUCUUAUUCAUUCUGAUAUUUGGGGACCUUCACCUCGUAAUACUAUGGGUGGUUCACGUCCGACUACUUCUUCCUCUGAUAGCUCUAACAGUACUACACAACCUACAACCUCUCCGACUGCAUCUACCUUGGUUGUGGAUCCUCCAGCCCUAGCCUCUUCUGAGCCCUUGAUUUCUCCUGACGAGUUCGACUCUGACCGUUCUGAUGCUCCACUCCGUCGUUCUGGUAGGGUCACUAAACCUUUCGUUCUUCGUGAUUUUCAUUGUUAUUCUACCAUUGUAUCUUUAUACGAGCCUUGCACCUAUUGCAAGGCUAGUACUGACCCUCUAUGGCAGAAAGCAAUGGUAGACGAAAUUCAAGCUCUUACAAGCACUCACACUUGGGACUUAGUUGACCUGCCUCCAGAUAAAUCUGUGAUUGGUUGUAAAUGGGUUUACAAAAUCAAGACCCGGGCAGAUGGUUCCAUUGAGAGGUAUAAAGCUAGAUUGGUAGCUAAAGGGUUCACACAGGAGUAUGGCAUUGAUUAUGAUGAGACUUUUGCCUCGGUUGCUCGUCUCACCUCUGUUCGUAGUCUUAUUGCAAUUGUUGCAGCUAAGCACUCGUAG